AUAUUAUUUUCUAUAUACAAAAGUACUAGAUGGGAUAAAAUGAUAUCAUCAUCUUCUUCUUCAAGUGAUCUUAAACAAAAGCUCCGAUACAUUGUUGAAAACCAAAAUGAAUGGUGGUCUUAUUUCAUCUUCUGGAAAUCCUCAAACGACAACUCCGGCCGUCUAAUUCUCUCAUGGGAAGAUGGUCAUUUACAAGGAACAAAAAAAGAAUCAAACCCAUAUCCAGACACCAACUCCCCCGCCAACGGCUACAUAAUUACCGACAUGGAAUGGUUCUUCUCUGUGUCGGUAACCACUUCUUACCUCGCCGGAGAAGGAAUCCUCGGCAAAGCUUUCAGCUCCGGCUCUCCCAUCUGGCUUGCCGGAACCCAACAACUUAAUAACUUUAAAUGCGAAAGAGUCAAAGAAGCUCAGAUCCAUGGAAUCCAGACUUUAGUCUUUAUCCCUAUGGUCGCCGGAGUGCUGGAGAUGGGCUCCGGCAAUGUUAUUAGAGAAAAGUUGGAGCUCGUUCACCAGGUGAAAUCGGUGUUCGGUGAUGUUGGACCAAGUUCAAUGAUUGAAUUCUCGAAACAAGAAGAAGAAGGAGAGAGAAAGACGAAGAAGAGGGGGAGGAAGCCUGGGAUGGGUCGAGUUGUACCGGUGAAUCACGUGGAGGCGGAAAGACAGCGCCGGGAGAAACUGAACAAACACUUUUAUGCUCUCCGGUCGGUUGUUCCAAACGUGUCUAAGAUGGAUAAGGCGUCUCUCCUCUCGGACGCCGUGUCCUACAUCGGGGAACUAAACGCCAAGUUAUCGAAACUGGAAUCCAAGCUGAAGACGACGACGUUGACGGAGAAUGAUGAUGAUGAUAACCAUCCUCCUGAAAUCGGAGACGACGACCUGAGCAACACUACUUCGUCGGAAGCUGACCUCCCAAACUCAUCGGCGACGUCGGCAUCGGUGGAGUUGAAGAUAGUGGGGACGGACGCAAUUGUGAGGGUUCAAUCGGAGAACGUGAAUUACCCAUCAGCUAGACUGAUGGACGCACUCCGGCGAAUGGAGUUGCCAAUCCAUCAAGCUAUUAUUUCGACGGCGAACCAUCUUAUGAUGCAGGAUGUGGUCAUCGGAAUCCCUCAAAAUCUUAGAGAUGAAUUAGACCCACAUUCACUCAAAGCAGCUCUUCUAGCCAAAUUCAAUAACCUCUAUCCCUAGACUCCACCAGGUCUUUGGGUUCGAGUUGUUGAGUGUGUUUCAAUAGACCCUUGUAUCAUUAAUUAGUAAUGUAUAUGUUAAUUUAUGUUUGUACUAAAAAAAUAGUAUCUAAUUCUAUAUUAUUAUGUUUUUUUUUUUAAAUUUAUAAUUAGCUAGUUGUUUU
Messenger RNA from Impatiens glandulifera, 1354 nucleotides. Its product is annotated as transcription factor MYC2-like. Gene Ontology annotation, biological process: regulation of DNA-templated transcription. The record is from RefSeq and is a predicted model, not a curated record. The coding region runs from base 40 to 1191 and encodes 383 amino acids. Gene Ontology annotation, molecular function: protein dimerization activity; DNA-binding transcription factor activity; transcription cis-regulatory region binding. Gene Ontology annotation, cellular component: nucleus. The transcript is spliced from 2 exons. NCBI's taxonomy places the organism in Eukaryota, Viridiplantae, Streptophyta, Magnoliopsida, Ericales, Balsaminaceae.